AUGGCGGAGGAGGAGGCGGCUGCCGACCGGAAUUGCGCCGAUCUUAGCGACACGAGCGACUAUACAUCGGAGGAUGAGGGAACAGAGGACUACAGAAGGGGAGGAUAUCACGCCGUGCGGAUCGGCGACACAUUCAAGCAUGGAAGAUAUGUUGUUCAGAGCAAGCUCGGCUGGGGCCAUUUCUCCACUGUCUGGCUAGCCUGGGACACGCAUAAAUCUAUGUAUGUAGCUCUGAAAAUUCAAAAGAGCGCCCAACACUACACAGAAGCAGCCAUGGAUGAGAUCACAAUUUUAAAGCAGAUUGCCGAGGGUGAUCCGGAGGACAAGAAAUGUGUCGUGAAGCUUCUGGACAACUUUAAGCAUUCUGGGCCUAACGGGCAGCACGUCUGUAUGGUAUUUGAGUACUUGGGAGAUAAUCUCUUGACACUAAUUAAGUACUCGGGCUACCGUGGUGUUCCCCUUCACAUGGUCAGAGAAAUUUGCUUCCAUAUUCUAGUUGGAUUGGAUUAUUUGCACCGCCAUCUGUCAAUCAUACACACUGAUUUGAAGCCAGAGAACAUAUUGCUUCUGUCUAUGAUGGAUCCAUCCAAAGAUCCUAGAAAGUCGGGUGCACCCCUUAUUUUAGCAUCCAACAAGGAUAAGAUUGCGUUGGAGCCCCAGACUUCUAAAGAUAUUAAGGGUUCACAUAGUGGACUUACUAAGAACCAGAAAAAGAAAUUCAGGAAAAAGGCUAAGAGAGCAGCUCAAAAGUGUACUGGGAAUGAAGCUUUUGAAGAAGCCGAGCUAGACAAUGAGACAAGUGAUCCCGAAGAUUCUCAAAAGGAUGGUAAAUCCAGUCGGGAGCCUCUUGAAGAGAUAAGAAAAGCUUUGAGCGAUGAUGGAGUAAAGGCUGCUUCUGAUUAUAAUAAGGCCAGUAGGAGAGUUGAUCGAACUGCAAAGCAGAAGAUGCUGGCCGAAGUUGACCUAAAAUGCAAAUUAGUAGAUUUUGGGAAUGCAUGUUGGACGUACAAACAAUUCACAAGCGACAUCCAGACGAGGCAGUACAGGUGUCCAGAGGUUAUAUUGGGGUCAAAGUACUCAACAUCAGCUGAUAUGUGGUCACUUGCUUGUAUUUGCUUUGAGCUGGCCACUGGAGAUGUUCUUUUUGAUCCGCAUAGUGGUGAAAACUAUGACCGAGAUGAGGAUCAUUUGGCCCUAAUGAUGGAGCUUCUAGGAAUGAUGCCACGCAAGGUUGCAUUGGGUGGGCGUUAUUCACGUGAAUUCUUCAAUAGAUUUGGUGAUCUUAGACACAUCAAAAGAUUAAGAUUUUGGCCUCUCAGCAAGGUCCUUAAAGAAAAGUAUGAGUUCAACGAACAAGACGCAUAUGAGAUGGCGGAUUUCCUUGUUCAGAUACUAGAUUUCGUGCCUGAGAAAAGACCGUCGGCUGCACAAUGCCUUAAUCAUCCUUGGAUUGUUGGAGGCCCACGCCAAACUGUCCCUUCUGUGUCUCAACAACUGAAGGUAAUUGAAAAUGGUUGGAGUGAGAAGGAUGAGAGAGAGGCAAUGGAGGUCGGUGUGGGGAACAUUGCUAUUGAUGGGGCAGUAAAAUCUGCCGAAGAUUCGAAAAUAUGA
Messenger RNA from Striga hermonthica, 1611 nucleotides. The record is from the annotation of a GenBank genome assembly. Lineage: Eukaryota; Viridiplantae; Streptophyta; Magnoliopsida; Lamiales; Orobanchaceae.